Rattus rattus (black rat) is the source of this 2050-nucleotide messenger RNA. It is a transcript of the gene Otud6b, whose product is annotated as OTU deubiquitinase 6B. Gene Ontology annotation, molecular function: cysteine-type deubiquitinase activity. The transcript is spliced from 8 exons. The coding region runs from base 87 to 944 and encodes 285 amino acids. The record is from RefSeq and is a predicted model, not a curated record. Lineage: Eukaryota; Metazoa; Chordata; Mammalia; Rodentia; Muridae. Gene Ontology annotation, biological process: protein deubiquitination.
CCCGGGUGAGGGUUGAGGGGUGGGAGGCGCUGGCCUGCCUGAGGUGCCGAACUGCUCCAGCGCGUGUUCCCGGCCACUUGGUCGUCAUGGAGGAGAUCUUGGCUGAAGAGCUUGAUGAUGAGGAGCAGCUGAUGAGAAGGCAUCGGAAGGAGAAGAAGGAGCUGCAAGCUAAAAUUCAGGGAAUGAAGAACGCCGUUCCCAAAAACGACAAAAAGAGGAGGAAGCAACUCACGGAAGAUGUUGCUAAAUUGGAGAGGGAAAUGGAGCAAAAACACAGGGAAGAACUUGAGCAAUUGAAACUGACUUUCAAGGACAGUAAGAUAGAUUCUGUUGCUGUUAACGUUUCAAACUUGGUACUUGACAGUCAGCCACCUCGGAUUUCAAAAGCACAAAAGAGACGGGAGAAGAAGGCUGCAUUGGAAAAGGAGCGGGAAGAAAGGAUAGCUGAGGCAGAGAUUGAGAACUUAUCUGGAGCCAGACAUCUAGAGAAUGAAAAACUUGCUCAGAUAUUGGCAGCCAGAGAACUGGAAAUGAAACAUAUUCCAUCUGACGGUCAUUGUAUGUAUGGGGCACUUGAGGAUCAGCUGAGAGAACAAGACUCUGCUCUGACUGUGGCUACCCUAAGGAGGCAGACUGCUGAGUACAUGCAGAGCCAUUCAGACGACUUCCUGCCAUUCCUAACCAACCCCAACACAGGAGACAUGUACACGCCAGAAGAGUUUGGAAAGUACUGUGACGAUAUUGUAAACACGGCCGCAUGGGGUGGUCAGCUUGAGCUAAGAGCUCUGUCUCACAUCUUAAAAACACCGAUCGAGAUACUACAGGCAGAUGCUCCUCCUAUUAUAGUUGGUGAAGAGUAUCCAAGGAAUCCAUUAGUACUAGUAUACAUGAGGCAUGCGUAUGGCUUAGGAGAACAUUAUAAUUCUGUUACACGGAAGAGUUGAAAGCCGCUGUUCAGAAGCACAGAGCUGUGUGGUAAAAUCAGCACAGAAGACUUUUAUGUGGAACGACUCAUGUUACUCAGAUUUUAAAUCACUUAGAACAGUAUUCUUUGUGAGAGAGCUGUGCCCACACACACAAGUGUGGUUGCUGUAACAGAGUACCAAGGGAUGGGACACACCUUGAGUAGAGCCCUUGCCUAUUGUGCAUGAGGCUCAAGGUUCAAUUUCUAGCACCAACAAAACACAACAAUUUAUGAAAAGGAAACUUUGUUGUGAUCUGUUUUUUCCAAGUUAGAAGUAUAACUAAGAUUGAGCAUCAUGUUAUAAUAUUUGGACUUUUGAUCUAUGUAUACUGUCUGUGAGUAAAAAUGGGCUUAUGAUGUUAAAGCAGGUAACAGUGUGGCAAGCUGGCAGAGACUGGGGUCAGACCUUUCUGAGGUCAUUCCAGCUGACUAAAACAUACUCUGCCUGCGACACGGUAUAUUCUGAAGGGUAGCUGCUUUGUAACUUUUGAUCCUUUUUUAUUCUGAAAUUUAUAAAAGCAUGAUAUUGUAAAGUAACUGCUUUGAACUUACUUUGAAGUAAUGCUAUCCUCAUCUUUUCAGUAUCAGCCUUAAGGAUUUAUAGAACAAAACAUGAAAAAGUUAUUGAAAAUUCUGCUUUCAACAGAGAUUCUAAAAAUAACUCAAUGUUUUGUUGUUCUGUCAAGAAUUCAAAUGUACUUAAUUAUGUAUUUCAAAAUUUUGUUUAUAUGUUUUAUUUUACAAAGGCCAGUAUAUUUAUGAAUAAAAUGUAUGGCCUACUUCCACCAUUUUAGCUAUAAAUGGAAAAGUCUUUUAAAAAUGGUAGGUGUUGAUUUAAGAACAAUGUAUGCAAAUUAAGUUUGCUGCUGCUGGUCUGAUGGAACUUCCACAAGCUUUCUUCAGUCCUGAUUGAAAACAUGUCAACACUUUGAAAUGUGUCAUCAACCAAGAAUUUUAUCUACUUACAUAUAUUUAUAACCUGUAAAAAGUAAAACAAAGAAUGUGUAACUAUUGUGAGCAAGAUAACUUUGCUCAUAUUAUCUGAUGUUUAUCAAAAGAAUAAAUGAUAAAGGAGUUGAAUCAAUA